UCUUGAGUCUUGACAAAACAAAUCUCUUAGGAUCCGCACCUUCCCUGUCACCAAAAGCGACCCUUUUGGAAAUUUUCCAUUUUCCCCUCUGGUCUAGCAUAUGUAUGUACUAUAAAUAGUGUUCUUAAGUUCCUAGCCUAGCAACUAGUAAGUUUCAAUUCCUUCUUGUUAUAAUUAGCAGACAAUGGCGUCGAGAAGUAACGGAGUUGUGUUCGAAGAUUUCUUCCCGACAAUGGUGGAGAGGUUAGGCACAGAAGGGUUCAUGAAGGAGUUGAGCAAUGGGUUCAGCUUGUUAAUGGAUGGGGAGAAAGGUGUCAUCACAUUCGAGAGCUUGAAGAGGAACUCUGCAUUGCUGGGUUUGCAGGGGAUGAGUGAUGAAGACUUAAGGUGCAUGCUGAGGGAAGGUGAUUUGGAUGGGGAUGGGUGCUUGAAUGAGAUGGAGUUUUCUACUCUUAUGUUUAGAUUAAGUCCCGAGUUGAUGCAGAAUUCUAAAGAAUUGUUGGAGGAAGCUCUAACUUUUUAAGAGAGCAGAGCAGUGAUCAAAUGUACUCAAUUAAUUGCUACGCAAUUUAAUUUUCUCUUUUUAUUCCCUCGCUGGGAGGCUACGUUGUACUAUCUCUAUCUGUAAUUUUGUGCUUUAUCAAUGAAACUACGUGCUUCGUUAA
Messenger RNA from Prunus mume (Japanese apricot), 665 nucleotides. The record is from RefSeq and is a predicted model, not a curated record. NCBI's taxonomy places the organism in Eukaryota, Viridiplantae, Streptophyta, Magnoliopsida, Rosales, Rosaceae.